Molecule: messenger RNA, 1524 nt
Organism: Cylindrotheca closterium
Lineage: Eukaryota; Bacillariophyta; Bacillariophyceae; Bacillariales; Bacillariaceae
Source: the annotation of a GenBank genome assembly
AUGCAUCUCUUUUCCAUAGCAGCUCAAGCAAAGUAUGGGGUUGGGGACAAUGAUGCAGCAGAGCGGUUUUGCAAGCGCGUCAUCGCACAACACAAGGGAGAUAAUCCCAAUGUGACAAUCGUUGAAGCGCUGCCAGCUUUUCAUGUCUAUCUGGACAUAAUUGGCGACAGGGGGGAAAAGGAGACUGCGCUUGAAUUAUGCUUGGAGCUCCUCUAUGAACUUGGCAUUGCGGUACCGAAAAGUGGAAAGAUGCUUCGGGCAAAAGUGUGGUGGACGUUGAAGCAGAUUGAACGUCGAUUGCCAACAGAAGAAUCCGUUAUAAAUAUGCCACAUGUUACGGAUCCUCUGGUCGUAUACAAGAUGGAACUCAUUCAGCAAACUUCAUCUCUGGCGUAUACUGCUAAGAAAACGUAUCUUUAUAUGCUCCUCUGCUGCGAGUCGGUCAAGCAUAUCGUUGAACAUGGGCUCACAGAUACUUCAGCAGCGUCGAUAGCUUCUUUCGCGAAUGUGCUCAUGCAUGUGUACAACGAUUUUAAGACUAGCCCACAACUUGCGGAGUUGGCUAUCCUUAUCGCGGAUCGUCAGCAAAGCAAGUUCAAUGAGACGCAACCAUUGAAUACAGCGAACAAUUUGGUAUUGGCCUGGGUUCGCCCGCUUUCAAGUCGCUUGAAGUAUCACCAGCGUGCCUAUAUGUCUGGCAUCGCAUCGGGCAAUGUGAACGGUGCAAUGGUUGGUAAAUGGUUCUGGUUUCAAAUCAGUUUGUUUGCAUGCCCCAUUAGUCUCCCUGAAUUGGAGGGCGAAGUUCGCGAAGGUGUCACCGAAAUGCACAAACUGGGACAGGGGUUCAUGGCCAGUACUGCUAGCAUUGUAUGGCAGUUGGUACUUAAUCUCAUCGGCAAGUCUGGAAAUCCAAAUACAAGCGUGUUGACUGGAGAAGCAAUUGACGAAAGAACUGAACUCUAUACACAGAAAAUGCCAUUGAAAGUCAUUAUUGGCCCGUGGAAGAGCAUGUCCCUUCUGUUCUUUGGAGAUUAUGAGGCUGCAGCCGAACAUGCAUUGCGAAGAGGAGACAAGUUCCCAAAGUUGGCAAUUGGUAUGAUAUAUGGCUUUGAAGCUGUUUUCAGAGCAGUACCGCUCUUCAUCAUGGCCCGUUUAGACGAUGCUCAGAAAGCUAAAUACAAAAAAGAAGCAUUGAAACUGCUCAAAAGAAUCAGAACCUGGGUAAAGAAAGGGUGCAAAAAUCUGGUUGGGCCACACCAACUCAUCGAGGCGGAGUUGAUGGCGUCGCAGAAGAAUGCAAAAUGGGCUCGAUCAUACUUUGAGAUGGCAAUACUGAUUUGCCGAAAAGACAAUUUUCAUCAGUUUUCAGGCCUGUCUUGCGAACUUUACUCCGAUUACUUGUCUGAGAUUGGCGAUUUCAAAGGGUCGAAGAUACAAUUUCAGGAUGCCAUCGAUGAUUACAGCCGGUGGGGAGCAACGAGAAAGGUCGAUUUCCUCAAGCACAAACUCGCGCUUAUCGGUUAG